This is a messenger RNA of Triticum dicoccoides, 2266 nucleotides long. RefSeq lists its product as uncharacterized. The record is from RefSeq and is a predicted model, not a curated record. Lineage: Eukaryota; Viridiplantae; Streptophyta; Magnoliopsida; Poales; Poaceae. Bases 399 to 1364 code for a protein of 321 amino acids. Gene Ontology annotation, molecular function: TFIIH-class transcription factor complex binding. The transcript has a single exon. Gene Ontology annotation, cellular component: transcription factor TFIIE complex. Gene Ontology annotation, biological process: transcription initiation at RNA polymerase II promoter.
CCCUAUGAGCACCUCCGAAAGACUGAGCUAAAUGCGAGCACCGGAAUUUGAACCCUGAUGGGCUGGGGAUACCACAGUCCCUCUAACCAUCCAACCACAAGUUGGUUCGACUAAUUAAGACUUAACUAGUAGUACUAGGCUUAUACAAAAAAUUGGUUGGCUUCCAAAAAAUGCCACCAAAGGAACGGGCCCUUAACCGUCUUGCACACGAAGCCGUCUACUCCGUUUAUUUUGAAUCCGAAGCCGUGUCGCUGCCUCCUCUCAUCCGUCUAUAAUAAGGAGUAUAUACUCUCGUGCAGGGCUGCCUACCGUCGCCGUCUGCAGCGCGCUUCAAACGCUUCGCCGCCGUACUGCUCCGACCAUCUUCUUUCCUUGAUCAAGGACUGACCCACGCACCGAUGGCCUUGAACGAUGGCCUCGCCAGGUUCAAGCUGCAGCAGGAGAGGAACCAGGCGGCUCUAUCCGCCAUCGCCGCAGCAAAAACUUCUUCUUCAUCAUCAUCCACCAGGCCGUCGCCGUCCCAGCAGCAACCCGGUGCAGCUCCAACUCCAAGGCCCGCGGCUAAACCAUCGCCGCCAGUGCCUGCCGUCAGAAUCUCCGACGACACGGCGCGGCUAAAAGAGACCAACACCGCGAGGAAGUUGGCCGCCGGAGCACAGAUCAGAUUCUCCGAUGACACAGCACGCCUACAGAAGAUCAAUGAAGUUAGGAGGUCCCCCGUCGGAAAACAGAUCAGAGAUGUCAUCGCGCUGCUCGAGAGGACGAGGGAAGCUCUCACGGCGCACCAGAUAAACGAGAAAACCUACGUCGACAUCGAUGGCGCCAUCGCCGAGCGCCUGAGGAACAACCCCAAGGUGCGCUUCGACGGGGAGCGCUACUCGUACAAGCGCACGCACGACGUCAGGGGCAAAGACGAGCUGCUCUCGCUCGUCGGAAGCUUCCCCGACGGCCUCCCGGCGUCGGAGGUGGAGGACGCGUAUCCAUCCGUGCUGGAAGACCUGCAGGCCCUGAAAUCUUCAGGCGACAUCUUUUUGCUGCCGGUCGAGAGAGACAUGAUUGCCUACCCGGAUGACCCGAGGUCGAGGAUGGAGGUGGACGCCAAGCUCAAGAAGAUGUUCCACGACAUCAAGCUGCCGGUAAACAUGGUGGACGUCGAGAAGGAGCUCCGGAAGAACGGCGAGAAGCCGGCCACCGACACGGCCAAGAGGCGUGCCGCUGAGCAGAUCCAUGGCCGGCAACCGGAGCCGGAGAAGGCCAGGAAGAAGCCGCGCGGGAUCACCAGCAGGACCAAGCUCACCAACGCUCAUCUCCCGGGACUCUUCGACCUGCCUGUAGAUAAUAAGGACUCGAAAGAUUUCAUCUGAUAGAAGAUGUAACUGAUAGAGAUGUACCUGACAGUGCCAGGCAAUAUCAAAAGUGUAGAACUAAUAUUUUUCUUCUGAAACUAUGGAGUUACUAUCUAAGAUUACAAUCCAGUUUCAAUGGUCUAGAUUGACUAAUCGUACAAUGAAUCUUAUUGAAGAAACCUAAGGACAAAUGUGGCAUUAACUCUGAAUAUAUUUGAACAGCCAACAUUCUCAGGAUGUGAAAAGCCUGAUGUAGGUUCAGUGUUAGUAAAUUGGACUGUCUACCUCGUAAGAUGGCACAAGUGACAGAAAAAAGCCUGUGUAGUUUCUUUUGAGGGGUAAUGUAUUGUGUAAUACCUUUAAACAGUUUCAGGCAAAUAAUUUUGCCCCGAGUACAAACCGUGCUCUGCAAUCAGAUAGAACAUCACUGCAGUUCCCAAAAAUAGAGAUCUGUUGAAAGAACACAAGUUCUACACGUCCAAAAAUCAAGACUUAGAAGUACUCACCUGUCAAAAGCAACCCCAUGCGGGCAUGUCAACGGGGAUGACACCGACAAGGAGCACACAUCAUGUCUUCGCCCGCGAGGACGGUUGGUCCCAGCUGGAUGUGGACCUCGAUCAACUUGUUGUACAUGAAUUUGGAGUGGCACUGCUGCUUGCCUGACAAGUGGCCCAGAAGCACCACCGUUGGUCCGCUGAAGCCACAACUCGUUUCAGGGCAGAAGCAUGGCGCAUGUGGGCAACCCUUCUCGUGGUCUUCUUUCUGGUAGUAGGUUAUCCUUUUAGUGCAUCCACGGUUGCCAUGGGACUGGAGCAAGCAACUUUGAUGGAUUAAUUGACAUGUUCUACCAUGUAGGAGCGAUUGUAGACCGUGGGAAGAGCUUCUCGUGGCAAGACGGACAUAUGUCAUGCCCAACAGUU